AAUAUAACGAAGUGGCUGGCUGGAUGCCAAUUCUGUGCCACUCACUCACAUCGCUGGCUUGCUGGCCCUAACACACAAACAAACAUUAUUAUUCUCCUCUUCUCUUCUCUUCAAUUCAAUUCAUCUUUUACUUUCCAUAUUCAAAAUUCAAAAUCAAACAUAUUCCACACUUUUUUAUUCUCAUUCCAAAAACAAAAGAGAGAGUGUUUCAACUCUAUUCUCUUGUUUCAUUUCUCUCAAUUCUUUAAGGUGUAAAAUUCAACAUGGUUGCAACUGCUGCAACAUCUUCGUUUUUUCCUGUUACAUCAUCAUCUUCAUCCGAUAGUGUUGGAAAAUCUUCCAAACAUGGAGUUAGUUCUGCUAACCUUGGAGGAUACAAAUCCAAGCAAAGCUCUAAUGGAUUAAACAUUAAAGCAAAUGCAGCACCUUCCAAAAUCAACGGAACUGCGGUUACAACUGCGCCGGUGAAGGUUGAAAAUGAUUCACCAUCACAACAUCACCCAAGGACAUUCAUCAAUCAGUUGCCUGAUUGGAGCAUGCUUCUUGCUGCUGUUACCACAAUUUUCCUUGCUGCUGAGAAGCAGUGGAUGAUGCUUGAUUGGAAGCCAAGACGACCUGAUAUGCUUGUUGACCCUUUUGGUAUAGGGAAAAUUGUUCAAGAUGGUCUUGUGUUUCGCCAAAACUUUUCGAUUAGAUCGUACGAAAUAGGUGCGGAUAAAACUGCGUCUAUAGAGACGUUAAUGAAUCAUUUGCAGGAAACUGCACUUAAUCAUGUUAAGACUGCCGGGCUUCUUGGUGAUGGCUUUGGUUCUACGCCAGAAAUGUGCAAAAAGAACUUGAUAUGGGUUGUUACUCGGAUGCAGGUUGUGGUUGAUCGUUAUCCGACGUGGGGUGAUGUUGUUCAAGUAGACACUUGGGUUUCUGCGGCAGGAAAAAAUGGUAUGCGUCGUGAUUGGCUUGUGCGCGACGCCAAAACAGGGGAAAUCUUGACAAGAGCAUCCAGUGUUUGGGUCAUGAUGAAUAAACUGACAAGGAAACUAUCUAAAAUUCCAGAAGAGGUCAGAGGAGAGAUAGAGCAUUAUUUUGUUAAUUCUGAUCCAGUUGUGGACGAGGAUAACAGAAAAUUAACUAAACUUGAUGAUUCGGCUGAAUAUAUUCGCACUGGUUUAAGUCCCAGAUGGAAUGAUCUAGAUGUUAAUCAGCAUGUUAAUAAUGUGAAGUACAUUGGGUGGAUUCUGGAGAGUGCUCCACAGCCAAUUUUGGAGAGUCAUGAGCUGCAUUCCAUGACUUUGGAGUACAGGAGGGAAUGUGGCAGGAACAGUGUACUUCAGUCCCUGACAUCUGUCUCUGGUGCUGACAUUGGAAAUUUAGCUGACAGCGGGUUUGUUGAAUGCAAGCACUUGCUUCGACUCGAUGAUGGUGCCGAGAUUGUUAGGGGUAGGACUGGGUGGAGGCCAAAACCUAUCAACAAUUUUGAUGUUCUGAAUCAGUUUCCAUCACAGAGCACCUAAAUGUUUGACUCACUAUCACCUAUGAAAGCCUUACAACUUGUUUUCAUGAGAUCUGUGUCAUAAAUGUAUACUAAUAUGUGUUAAUCCAACUGGUUAAAGAGGGAUAGGGUAGUUAAAAAUCUCAUUCUCAUUCUCAUUGUAAUUAGCUCCUACUCUAUUCUCCCUCUGCUCCAUCUUCCAAUUCAUAUAUGGUUAUGGUACUGUUAGGUGUUAUCAAUAUUAUUUUAUUUUUUCUUCAAAAUGGCUGAGCAUGUAUAAUAAAUUGUUGUUAUAUAUGGUUCUGCCUUAUUUUUUCCAAUGAAAGUUAUUGCUUGUUAA
This is a messenger RNA of Medicago truncatula (barrel medic), 1829 nucleotides long. Its product is annotated as palmitoyl-acyl carrier protein thioesterase, chloroplastic. Gene Ontology annotation, molecular function: acyl carrier activity; fatty acyl-[ACP] hydrolase activity. Gene Ontology annotation, biological process: fatty acid biosynthetic process. The coding region runs from base 264 to 1511 and encodes 415 amino acids. NCBI's taxonomy places the organism in Eukaryota, Viridiplantae, Streptophyta, Magnoliopsida, Fabales, Fabaceae. The transcript is spliced from 7 exons. The record is from RefSeq and is a predicted model, not a curated record.